Molecule: messenger RNA, 5595 nt
Organism: Cyanistes caeruleus (blue tit)
Lineage: Eukaryota; Metazoa; Chordata; Aves; Passeriformes; Paridae
Gene: PCOLCE2
Product: procollagen C-endopeptidase enhancer 2
Molecular function (GO): protein binding; collagen binding; peptidase activator activity
Source: RefSeq, a predicted model, not a curated record
AUGCCAGUGACCCUUGGGCUGGAGACCCUUGGGCCGAUGACCUUCAGACUGGUGACCCUCAGACCAGACCCACCAUGUCCUGAAGAAGCUGUGAAACCUGGGGAAAACACACCUGUGGAAGAGCCAGGUCCCUUUCAUGGAGGUUUGCUGGAGAAAAUGACCAUGGCAGAACUGCUCGUGCUCUUUAAACUACUAGGUUACCAGGGGAAGCAAGCAAAUGCUUACUGUCUGCUGCUGCUGGCGGCGGCGCGUCCCGCCGCCCCCCCGCACAGGCCUACGUUUACAUGUGGAGGAGUUGUAUCUGGAGAGUCAGGGUUUAUUGGGAGUGAAGGAUUUCCUGGCGUCUACCCACCAAACAGCAAAUGUACUUGGAAAAUCACAGUCCCAGAGGGAAAAGUGGUGGUUCUUUCUUUUCGGUAUUUAGACCUGGAAAGCGACAAUCUGUGCCGAUACGAUUUUGUGGAUAUAUACAGUGGCCAUGCCAAUGGACAGCGCAUCGGCAGGUUCUGUGGGACUGUGAAACCAGGUGCCCUUGUAUCCAGCAGCAAUAAAAUGUUGGUGCAGAUGACUUCAGAUGCUAAUACUGCUGGAAGUGGAUUCAUUGCAAAGUUUUCUGCAGCAGAACCACAUGAAAGAGGGGACCAGUACUGCGGGGGACGGCUGGACAAGCCAUCGGGCUCCUUCUACACACCCAACUGGCCAGAGCGCGACUACCCCGCGGGAGUCACCUGCUCCUGGCACAUCGUGGCUCCGAAGAACCAGAUAAUAGAGUUAAAGUUUGAGAAAUUUGAUGUGGAGAGAGACAACUACUGCAGAUAUGACUACGUUGCAGUGUUUAAUGGUGGGGAAAUCAAUGAUGCCAAAAGAAUUGGGAAGUACUGUGGAGACAGUCCCCCAGCGCCUAUUCUGUCUGAGAAAAAUGAGUUGUUCGUUCAGUUUUUAUCUGAUUUAAGCUUAACAGCUGAUGGUUUUAUUGGCCAUUAUAAAUUUAGACCAAAAAAGUUACCCACAACUACAGCUCCACCUACAACCACAACAAUCCCUGCUACCUCAAUUGUGAAACCUACAGUUGCCCUGUGCCAGCAGAAGUGUAAAAGGAGUGGGACUCUGGAAAGCAACUAUUGUUCAAGUAACUUCGUAAUAACUGGAACUGUAAUCACAACAGUAACGCGGGCUGGCAGUCUGCAUGCAACAAUAUCCAUCAUUAAUGUAUAUAAGGAGGGAAAUUUAGCAAUCCAACAAGCUGGCAAGAACAUGAGUGCCAAGAUUCUUGUUAUGUGCAAGCAGUGUCCUCUCAUGAGGAGGGGUUUAAAUUACAUCAUCAUGGGCCAGGUAGAAGAAGAUGGUAGAGGCAAAGUCUUUCCCAACAGCUUUGUCAUGAGUUUUAAGACUAAGAAUUCAAAGAUCCUAAAUGCCUUGAAAAACAAAACAUGUCAAAAUUGAACUCUGCAACUGCAUUCUAUCAUAUCUUGAAACAUCUUUUUAACUUAGUGUAAGUCAUGGAAAUGCAACUGACUGCCAACAGUACGGCCACGCUGAUCCUUCCUUCCCUCCUGUCCACACAAGCACACCUGGCACAAAGUGAAAUCCAUUACCUGUACAACAUGAGAACAGAUCCUCCUGAUGUGCCAAGAUUUGCAGCACAGCCAUCUGAUCUCAAACAUACAAAUUCCAAUUACUUGGAAGAUGUUAAUUUAUAACUGUCCAAUUUUUUUAAGGAGUUCUUUACGUAAAAUAAGAAUUCUAAGUGCAAUAUUUAUAGCAACUCAGUUUAACUUAGCUUUUUCUCUAAAGUUGUUUUAUUACACGGAUUUCUGCAUUAUUAUCAGUGCUUAAUAAAAUAUUUUAAGAUUAAAUCAUACACCAACUAGUUAUUAAUUAUUUAUAAAGUGGGGCAGCUAAAUAUAGAAACUAGGUUUUGAUCAUUUUCAAGCUUUUGAUGGUUUGGGCCUUGCACAUUGUAAAUGACUUACACUUUCUUGCUGAUUAAGGGUCUGAUUUUCCUUACAUGGAAGUCAGUGAAUCAUUGAUCUGAACAGGAACUCUUCAAAGAAUUAGACAGCUGUAAAGCAGCACCACACUUUUCUCCACUGAUGACUAUCUACUUAGUAAAUGUCACUAUUAAGUUCUGUAAGGUAAUGAGGUAGAGGAAGGUAGGAAUUAAUUCAGCGAUGGUAAGGUGCAUAUAGAAUCUAAGAUCCCUUUAAGUAGUUUUUUUCCUUGUAAAUACCAGACCAGAGUUCUUGGGAUAAUCUGUGACCACAGGCAGGAAACUAAUGAAGUACACAGUCCCUACUGGAAGUACUCAUUGCUUGUUCCAGCAGGGGAAUGCAGAUUGCCAUUCUCCUCUCUGAUGGAUUCUCACAUGUGAUGCCAAGAGGCACUGCCACAGUGCAGCUCGGCAGCACGGCAGCCUCUCUCCCAAAGACUUCAUGGGUAGCUGGGCUGGGGACAAAAGGAUCAGAGGGGGGCACAGAGGUACAAAGAGGCUGUGCUGGCAGCUCACAUCCAACAGCUCAGUGCUGCAGCCACACCUCAAAGAUUGCAUUGCCCGACUGACCAAACCAAACGGCGUUCUCUGUGGAACCAACAGCAACAUUUGUUUGCAAAGCAGAUGUAGUUUUAUAAUUUUAAAACUUUUAAAUUGGAAUUUUAAUUUUCCAGCAUUAGUUCCUAUGCAGACUAAGGGACUUUAUGCACAGCGCUCUCUGCAUUUCUUGGCAGCAGCCUGGGGAAAAGCAAUGUGGAAAUCAUGCUCAGAGCUGUCUUGAACUACAACAAUCUAUUUUUAUUAAUGAUGACAUGCCCAUCUGUCAUGCAGCUUUUUUCAGUGAGGCAAGAAAGGUCUGGCAGCUUACUCAUCAUCUGCCAAAUGGAAGGUAGGGAGAGCUCCUGCCUGCUCUUCUCGACACUCCCUUUACACCAGUUCCUUUCCCAUAUCAAAGGCAGCAGUAGGCCUGAAACAGGGAACAGAGGAACAUGGAGCAGUGCCAUUUUUCUCAGGUAAGAGUUGGUUAUAAAACACAGAUAAUAACUGCUGCAAGUUUUUAAACCCAGUUUGUAGUGACUGUAAACUUCAAACAUUUGAAAUGUAACUUGAAGCCAAACAGAAUCAAAAUUAUCUAAUCAUCAUUUCUGAAAUAAUUUCUACAGAAAUAACAACACCAUAGUUGAGCAAGAGUGUAAAGUAAGCUGACUUUCAGUAAUCAGUGAUUUUGACCUUCCUGCUCCAAAUGCAGGCAUGAACAUUUUCAUCUCAAUUUUUCAUUUAUCAAGGAAAGACAAAACUGAUAUUAAUAUGAAAGGGAAGAAAAAACCUUUUCCAGUUAUCUCAAAAACUCAAUCCUUUCACAACUUGCAGAAAAAUUACAUGGAAGCAUAAUUACAUGUGUACUUACACGUCUAAGUACAGGAAACUUGGAAUCCUAUGGCCAAGUAAACUCCAGCUUCUCCACUAUUUUUUUUUAAUAUGUAAAAUUUUGUUUCUGAGCCUGUCUAGAACUAUUCUGUGAGUGUGCAUAAGGGAGAUCUUGGAACAGCCAGCAUUAAACUGCCAAAGCAAUAGCAUGUUUAACACAUGCCAACUAGAAGAAUCUAAAUGAUGAGACAAAAUUGAGUACAGAGCACUUGGUACUGAUUAGUAGCCAAGUAGAUUGGAAGAGCACAGCAGCUUUCAAAUAAAACAGAGAUGUAUAGCGUCAUAUAACUGAGGUAUGGCAGAGAACAAACUCUUUCUCUCUCUUUCUGCAGGUUUCUAUUUCAGUGACAAGUAAAAACUCUGGAAAUCCCAAUCCAAAACCCCUGAGAGCCUUGAAGUGCAACAGUUCUUCCUAAGGCCAUCUACGCUGUAGUAGAACACAGUGCCUCAAGACACUGACCAAGCUAGCUCUGAUGGACUCUGCCCAAUGUAGGAAAAGCACUCAGAAAUAGCUCCAUUAGCUCCUUCAUUCGUACUGUCAACACCCCCAGGUUUCCAGAACUAACCAUCCCAGUGCCAAACAGCUGAUGUGCAUCUAGGAUCACCCCAGCUGGUCUGGAACCAGCCUCACUUCAUGGCACUGCAUGAAGACACUUCAAUGAACCUAACAGGAUGGGUGCAGAUGGACAAAGGCAUUAACACCAGCUACUUUCCUUAAACCUAUUAGCUCAACAUGACAAAGAAAAUACUUGUGUGGUAACUGAUAUAAAGUGUUUUCAAUAUGACAAAUAUUAAUACAACCAUAUUUUUCAAAGAGCUUUUAUUUGCUUCCUUUCUUGAAUAUACAUAACAUACAUAGCACAUAGUUUUUAUGUUGGUGCAUUACUCAAACAUGAGGUCUCAGUCCAAAUACAGAACUCAGUGAUUCUCUUUGCUUUGUGCCAGGAGGUUAACUUUCUAUUCCCAUGAAAAGUCAACGCGUAUCAUAAUCCCUCUAUACUCCAGCACUUCUGGAAGCAGACUAUUAAAACCUAGUUCAGAAAUACAUAAUUUCAUAGUAUGGAAAAUAUAUUACCUUUACAAGAAAGAGUUUUAUAAGAAUUCCUUCAAAAAAGUAAACAUUCAUGUAAGCCCCCACUCUGUCAAUCUCCCAAAAUCAACUGUAGUCAAAGACCACAAUGGCUACCUGCGCCUUCCAGACACGCGACCAUUUCAGAAGAGGACCAUCAUAACAGUAAAACUGUCAAUCAAUCCUUUAGCUGUCAUAAAUAUACUUAUUUUGUAAUUAAAAAUACAGGAAUCUCACAUUUCUGAAUUACAGUUUGUCAGCUGGAAUUAUAUAUAAGCAUAUAAAGCCAUAUAGGACCCUCUAGCACAGAAAAUCCACAAAGCCCUUACUGUCCAUUGUAAGCAAAAUCAGAUAAACUAUUUUCACAAAACACAGUAUACCUGACAUAAAAAUAAAAUGUCUAGCUUGGCAACAAUUCUGGUAAAAAACAGGAAAAAAGAAAACCAAAUUUAAAAGUAGGAUAUGUAAAACCUGUGUCAAGCAGACCCUUCUAAAGUACAUCACUCCAAUGACAAGACACAAUGACCUCACAGAAAGAAGAGUAGAAUGGUUUACAGGAAUUGUUCAGCACUGCAUAUAGCACUCGUGCUCCACCUCAUUUUCAUGAAAUCACAGGUUUUAAUAAUUCAAAUAAUUUAUCUAGAUUUUAAAAACACAAGAUACUAAAAAUUAAAUUUCACAGAUUAAUUUUUAAAUUUUGUUACCAAUCCUAACAUGUAUAUUAAAAUGUACUAUUGAGGCACUGCUGAAAAAUCCAAGCAGGGUAAGAUUGUCUUACACAUAACCAUAAACAUUCAAGAAAUGAUUGGUCUAUUUUGUGUUCAAAAUGUCAAUGUUCCCACAAAAGUGAAAAGUCUUGAUGAUUUGAUUUGCUGUAUUCUAUAAACGUUAGUUUACAGUCAGUGUUAACAUACAAAACUAGAACUGCCUCUUUCAGAGCCAUACAGUCUUCACAUGCACUGUAACCUACAGUCAUAAAUAAUUUCCAACUGUGCUGGAAAUUUUCUAUUAUUCUUUAUCUGACUUCUCUAUUAAAAAUAAACAGGCUGGAUUUUUAUUUUAAAAAAACCUAUCUUCUCCCACGACUUGAAAAACAAGUAUCAAAAAA